Aspergillus novofumigatus IBT 16806 is the source of this 2414-nucleotide messenger RNA. Its product is annotated as MFS transporter. The coding region runs from base 108 to 1949 and encodes 613 amino acids. NCBI's taxonomy places the organism in Eukaryota, Fungi, Ascomycota, Eurotiomycetes, Eurotiales, Aspergillaceae. The transcript has 3 exons. Gene Ontology annotation, biological process: amino acid transmembrane export from vacuole. The record is from RefSeq and is a predicted model, not a curated record.
CAUGCAUUCACCUUCGCAGUAUUCCGCUCGCUCUGUGCCAUGGUGGCCAUUGUGAAGAUAUAUUGAAUCCUCAUCCAGUUCUCUCGCUCCGUACUCAAUAUAUCUUCAUGGUUUUGGCCUCCACCCCGCCCGCGUCUCCCGGCGCGGAGGCCCAACAGCGCCCAGCUCGGUAUCCCGGGGAGGAUACAACCCCGACCAGUCGGAAGGAGAUCUGGGGCUGGUACGCGUACGGAAUCGCAGCUGAGGUCUUUGCUGUUUGUGGUGUAGGCUCAUUCCUACCACUCACACUAGAGCAACUGGCCCGCGAACGCGGAACCCUGCUGUCGAGCCAUCUACCAUGCGUAGGCUCUAACUCGCCUUCUACAGCCCCUGGAAAUGGAACGGCUACAGCAACGCUCAGACGCGAUGGCACGGAUAAUGAUCAGUGUGUGGUCAGCGUGUUGGGGUUGCAGGUCAACACGGCCAGUUUUGCCAUGUACACGUUCUCGCUUGCGGUUCUCGUUCAGGCAUUGACCUUGAUCUCCUUCAGCGCGCUGGCUGACUACGAAAAUAACCGUAAAACGCUCCUCCUCGCUUUCGGAUUCAUUGGCUCGAUGACGAGCAUGUUGUUCGUCUUCAUCGCGCCACCAGUCUAUAUCCUUGGAUCACUUCUGGUCAUUGUCGGUGUGACUUGUCUUGGAUCAUCAUUCGUCGUUCUCAAUUCCUUUCUGCCUGUUCUGGUAGCCAAUGACCCAUCGAUUCAGACCGCACACAAGGAGGAAGGGGAAGAGUUAUCGCCCGUCAACUCAAGGCGAGAGUUUGGGCGAUCGGAAGAUCUUGACGAAGAAAACGGCAGGGAUUCUGACGAUCAUUUUACGACCGGACAUGGACCUAAGACAACAGCAGCGGGUUCGGCUUCACCUGAAUUACAACUGUCCACUCGAAUCUCCUCUAAAGGCGUUGGACUCGGCUAUUGUGCGGCCGUUUUGGUACAAAUACUCAGUAUCUUGAUGCUAUUCGCGCUGUCAAAGACAUCAUUACCGAAAACUUCGGGGACUCUGCCUCUGCGGUUUGUGCUUCUUCUGGUUGGAAUCUGGUGGUUCUCUUUCACCAUGGUCUCUCGGCGGUGGCUGCGGGACAGACCCGGGCCUCCGCUGGCUUCUUCAAAAGGAGCAGCGCGUAACAGCCGGUGGCGCAUCUGGCUGCGGCUGAUUGGGUUUGCGUGGAAGUCAUUGUGGAAGACGGUCAAAGUAGCAGUCAAACUUCGAGAAGUGAUCAUCUUCCUCAUUGCCUGGUUCCUCCUUUCAGACGCGAUGGCGACGGUAUCCGGUACAGCCAUUCUAUUUGCGCGCACAGAACUAAAGAUGAGCACGACAGCCGUCGGACUACUGUCCAUCACAGCUACGCUGUCAGGCAUGGCCGGGGCCUUUCUGUGGCCAGUGGUUUCGCGGCGGCUUCGACUCAAAUCCAAUCAUACUAUUAUGCUCUGCAUCGCCUUGUUCGAGGUUAUUCCUCUUUACGGCAUGCUUGCUUACAUUCCUCUCUUCAAGAAAUGGGGCGUGAUUGGGCUCCAGCAGCCAUGGGAGAUUUUCCCCCUGGGGAUUGUGCAUGGCCUAGUAUCUGGUGGACUGUCAUCCUACUGCCGCUCCUUUUUUGGUCUGCUAAUUCCCCCUGGUAGCGAGGCCGCAUUCUACGCUCUGUAUGCGGCUACGGAUAAAGGAAGCUCGUUCACUGGCCCUGCGAUUGUAGGUUUGCUGAUUGAUGCUACUGGUCAGGUGCGGUCGGGCUUUUUCUUCAUUGCAAUCUUGAUCCUACUCCCCAUACCGCUGAUCUGGAUGGUCAAUGCAGAGAAGGGACGGCAGGACGGGUUAGCCAUGGCAGACAUAUUAGAAAAGUCGCAUGGAGAGCAUGCCUCUGAGUAUGGAGGCCCUUCGGAAGAGGCCGAGGGACUGCUGGCCCGCAAUAUAUGAUCGAUUAUGCGUCAUGAUAAUGAUUAUGAUAGAACCCUAUAUAGAACAGUCAUAUCCCAGUGAUCCCCUUAGAGAUAUGGACUACUUUUGAACCACCAUGUUUCCGAGUCAAAUUCAUGCUGCUCUCAGGCCUCAGUCAUGGCUCAUUGAUGGUCGUUGGAUUGAAUUUUAAAGUCUAGUCAAAAUCACCAGAUUUUUACCAGGCAAUCUCCAUGAGAUGGCCGCAGCCAUGAGAACUGGGUUCUGAAAGUCGACGAAAAUCGAGAAGAGGGUUUGGGGUAGCUCAACCGCAGUAGGCCGCAUCCCCAAAGGUGCCUUAAAGACGCGUCGCCUCUGGUGAGCUCUGGUAGUGCUCCACGGCUGUCAGGAGCUGAGAGUUCUCCGAGAUGAGCGAGAAUGUUCAUGUGGAGGCAAACAGGGCAGAGUCGCUUUUUGGUACCCAUGUUCAAUCACUGAUACGAACGA